This is a messenger RNA of Penicillium verhagenii, 1014 nucleotides long. RefSeq lists its product as uncharacterized. The transcript is spliced from 3 exons. NCBI's taxonomy places the organism in Eukaryota, Fungi, Ascomycota, Eurotiomycetes, Eurotiales, Aspergillaceae. The record is from RefSeq and is a predicted model, not a curated record. Gene Ontology annotation, molecular function: dioxygenase activity. The coding region runs from base 1 to 1014 and encodes 337 amino acids.
AUGCCUUCGAGCCAAGAGCAAAAAACACCCCUUACAACGGGCCAGAAAAUCGCAAAUUUACCAACAAUCAACUACCGCGUAUUAGUUGACAAUGAACCCAAGGAGAUUAUCAAAUUGCUAUCAGUGUGUGUAGAGGAGGGGUUUUUCUAUCUGGAUAUGAGGGACGACUUUGCCCUCCUCGCCGAGCUUGAGAUGCUCCAAGGCUUUAUUGAGAAGUGGUUUAGCCAGUCUGAUGAUAUCAAAAAGGACUUUGCUCGAGGGAGCUAUAUCCAUGGCUACAAGCCUACGGGUGCAUUUGCUGGUCCCUAUGAAAAUACUCGCGAUGCCUACGAAAGUCUCAAAGUAUCCCAUAAAAGUCUCGCAGACCCGAACGCAAAAUUCCCCACUGAGGAUGAGAACGAAAGAGCCAUGAUAAUCAGCUAUUUGGAACGAUCCAGGGCUGUAAGCUUGAAGCUUGUCGCUUUGUUGUCGGACGCAAUGAAUCUAUCGCCAGAAGAAAGGCUAGAAUCCUACCAUCAAUCUGAUAUCGACUCCAAUUCUGUACUCGUGCUCCUGAAGUACCCUUAUACCAAUCCAGCUGAGUUAUGCAGCAAGGUUGGCCACAACAAACACACCGAUAUCGGCAGCAUUACAUUCCUCAUUACCGACCAGUGGGGCUUGCAAGUCAUGGCAAAAGAUUCCGAAGAAUGGGAAUUCAUCGAACCUCGUCCUGGACAUGCAGUGAUCAACGUUGGUGAUUCUCUUCGAUUCCUGUCAAAGAAGGCGUUGAGGUCGUGCCUUCACCGAGUGAUUCCAGUUCCUGGACAAAAGGUUGAUCGCUACACAAUUGCCUAUUUUCUGCGCCCUAGCGAUAGUGCUGUUUUCACUGGUAGCGACAACCAACCAGUACGCGCUGCAUCCUGGCAUGAUCAAAAAUACAAGGUUUUUGAAAGCACCCAGGAAGAACAAAGCAAGACUGCAAUUCUGACCGGGGGCCUGGAGCCUCUUGGUAAGCGACAUGAGAUCCGUUCGUGA